CUCCUCCUGCCUCUGCCAAGUGCCAUGCCCGUGAGAUCAGAGUGCAGUCUUGAAAACCGGCCUCACUGAAGGUGCCCACAGCAAAAAAGCGUCAGAGCAGGAGCGUGCCUGCCGGGGUACGGAUGCUCAGUACCAUGGCAGAGGCUUCGGGGAGUCCUCUGCCCGAGCCCGUAGUAAGGAGGAAGAAAAGCAUAUCUAUUGAGGAAAAAAUCGACAUCAUAAGUGCUGUGGAGAGCGGCAAGAAAAAGGCAGAGAUCGCAGCCAAGUAUGGCAUAAAGAAGAAUUCCUUGUCUUCGAUUAUGAAGAAUAAAGAAAAAGUCUUGGAAGCCUUUGAAUCUUUACGAUUUGAUCCUAAAAGAAAAAGGCUAAGGACUGCUUUUUAUACUGACCUGGAGGAGGCAUUGGUGAAGUGGUACAGAAUGGCUCAGUGCUUGAACGUGCCGGUAAACGGUCCUAUGUUGCGCCUCAAGGCUAAUGAUUUUGCCCAGAAGCUUGGACAUAGUGAUUUUAAAUGCAGUAAUGGCUGGCUCGAUCGUUUCAAGUCAAGGUAUGGCUUAGUUUUCAGAGCUCAGCCUAUAGAAGCAGCUGCUACUACUACAGUGAAUGCUCCAACUCCUUGGUAUCAAAAUGUUCUGCCUUACUAUUUAAAUGAUUAUCAGCCGAAAAACAUGUUUUUUAUACAGGAGACCGGAUUGUUGUAUCAGAUGUUACCAUAUAGCACAUUUGCAUUUAAAGGGGAAACUUGUUCUGUAGGUCAACUAAGCAAAGAGAGAAUAACUGUAGCGGUGGGUGCAAAUAUGGAUGGCUCUGAGAAACUUCGUUUGCUUGUUAUAGGAAAAAACAAAAGUCCACGCUCUUUCAAAGAUGUAAAGUCGCUACCUGUGGAUUAUGAAGCAAAUGAUAUGGCGUGGAUGACUUCAGAAGUGUUUGAACAGUGGAUGCGUAAACUUGAUGACAGAUUUCAAGCACAGCAGCGGCAAGUUGUUAUUCUUGCUGAUUCUCUCCCAGCACACACAGAAGUAAAGAACCUGAAGUCUAUCAAAUUAGUGUUCUGUCCACCAGACUCUUCUUCAUGUAUAGCUAUGAAACAAGGGAUUAUCAGAAGUCUGAAGCUUAAAUACAGGCACUGUCUUACCAAGAGAUUCAUUGACUGUGUAGAAGGUAAUAAAGAGUUUAUGCUGACACUUCUUGAUGCAAUUGAGAUGUUGCACCUGUGCUGGAGGAAAGUAACACCAGAGACUUUUGUAAAAAGUUACGAUGAAGUGGGAUUCAAAUUAGAAACCAAGGCAAAUGAUAGCGACACAGAAGUUGAAAGUGAUUUUGAUUUGAUUGCACAUGCACAGGCAGCUGGAGUGCAGUUUCUAAAAGGUUUAUCUUUGGAGGAAUAUGCAGCUCUAGAUGAUGGCUUGGUAACUUGUGAAAUGCCCACAAAUAAUGAAAGGAUGUGUGCCGAAGAAACCACAUCAGACGAAGCUGGGACAUUUGUUGCUGAUGAAGGUGAUGGAUUUCAGGGAGCUGAACAACUUUUACCAUCAAAAAAUGAGGCUUUGAGUGCUGUAGAUACCCUUCGAAAGUUUCUCAGAAGUCAAGACACAAAUGAUUCUCUUCAAGAUUCCCUAGCUGACCUGGAGCAUUUUAUUCAACAAGUAACUGAAAAAAAAGAAACUAUAAUUGAAGAAAAAUAGGCAGUUUAGUAACAGUUGUUGUUGCAAUCUUCUCUAGUGUGCCUUGCUCAGGUGCCUAGAUGUAUAUAACAAAAGGAAAUUAUGAAAAAGGGCUGUGAAGUUAAGUUUUCCACAAAAUGAAGAGGAAAGAACACAAAAUUUGGGGUGGAAAGAGGAAAUAAGUUGAACCUUUAAAAUUAUAACUAUAGUAAGUGCAGUGAAGGCAAAAGCAAUUCUUUGAGCGGUUUGUUAAUUCAGGAUGCACUGGUGCCCACUUGGAGUUCUGUCUUCCGGAAGAGAUUAGCAUUAGAUUUAGAUUAGAUACGAGGAAGAAGUUGCUUACUCUGAGGGUGGUGAGGCACUGGAACAGGUUGCCCAGGGAAGUUGUAGAUGCCCCAUCCCUGGAAGUGUUCCAGGCCAGGCUGGAUGGGGCUUUGAGCAGCCUGGUCUAGUGGGAGGUGUCCCUGCCCAUGGCUGGGGGUUGGAACGAGAUGAUCUUUAAAGUCCUUUCCAACUCUAACCAUUCUAUGGUUCUAUGAUGCUAUGAUUCUAUGAUGAUUUCACCAGCGUCUUUGGUAUUGUUGUCAGUGGAACGGUAAAUAUUUAGCAGCUUGGUGCUUUUGAUACUUAAAGAAAAAGUUGAAUAACACAGAAAAUACAUGCUUCAGUUCUGAGAACUAAGGGGUUUUUAAAAUAAAUUUUUUUGGUCCUUGUUCAAGAAUUCUGGCCAUCUUUUAUUCUUGCAGCAGAUGAUGAACAGCAGAAAGUUAGUAGCUUUGGACGUGUUUUUUUUUUUCUUAAAGCUGCUCAUGUGUGGGUACACACAAAUAGCAUAAUCAUUUAUCCAAAAGUCAAAGACAAACAAACCUUUACUUGGUCUUUGAAGAGGUCAAAAAGGAAGGUCAUUCUCUCCCUUUCAGCCUUUUUGGUGUUAGGAUUUGAUAUAGGUCCUUCUGUGCAACUCCAUGUGUUUCUACAGUAAAUAUAGAAAAAAAAAACAGCUUAUGCAGUAUCUGCACUCAAAACUUUACUGAACUCUUGUUUUAUUUACUAUACUUGAAGGCUUUACUUGUAGGAGUCAAUGCAUCGAUGCAGUUCAUUAUUAUGGGUGCCAUUAAGAGGGGUUUGCAUGAAUGUUUGCAUGAAUGCAGUGUGAAGGUGAGUAAAUGACAGUGCAUUUACACGUCUUUAAGGAUGGGGUUCAAGCAAUGUAAUCAUACCAGAGCCAAAAAUCUCAAUUUGUUGGAGACGUGCUGUUUGUGACUUUUCUCAAAACAUGUUUUAAACAUUUUCCACAUCUACCAAUUCUAAUUUUUUAAGAAGUUAGAGAUAGU
This is a messenger RNA of Chroicocephalus ridibundus (black-headed gull), 2998 nucleotides long. RefSeq names its product tigger transposable element derived 4 (gene TIGD4). Gene Ontology annotation, cellular component: nucleus. The transcript has a single exon. Gene Ontology annotation, molecular function: DNA binding. The record is from RefSeq and is a predicted model, not a curated record. The coding region runs from base 123 to 1685 and encodes 520 amino acids. Lineage: Eukaryota; Metazoa; Chordata; Aves; Charadriiformes; Laridae.